This is a messenger RNA of Ostrea edulis (European flat oyster), 3407 nucleotides long. Its product is annotated as FAS-associated factor 1-like. The coding region runs from base 32 to 2095 and encodes 687 amino acids. Gene Ontology annotation, molecular function: ubiquitin binding. The transcript is spliced from 18 exons. The record is from RefSeq and is a predicted model, not a curated record. Gene Ontology annotation, cellular component: endoplasmic reticulum; nucleus. Lineage: Eukaryota; Metazoa; Mollusca; Bivalvia; Ostreida; Ostreidae.
AACGGAUGUAAAAAUGUAAAUAAUACGGAGCAUGCGCAAUCCAAUUUUAGUAACAAUGGCAGAAGGCGAAAGAGAUCAAGUUCUUGCUGAAUUUCAGGCUUUUACGGCUUUAGAAGACAUUGACACAUGUAUCCAAAUCUUAGAAUCCAAUGACUGGAAUUUAAUGAGAGCAGUGAACAGUGUGAUGCCUGGGACUGAUGGUGGAGUAUCACCCAUGGGCGGAGAACCCCCACCCUCAGUCUUUGAGGAUAUAAGCCCCCCUCCUUACUCUGCCUCAUCGCCAGACAAUGACAACAACGUGGCAGAUGCCAGGGCUUUUUUCGAUGCUAGCUCUGCCUCAGAAUGCAAUGUUGCCAUCCCAUCUACAAGUAAUUCAUCCCCAAAGCGGCGACAUCCAGGGGGUGGACCUAGACCGAGGAUAUUAAAUUUCAAAGUGGAAUACAGAGAUCAGAAUUUUUACUAUAAUGUUGGAGAUAAUGAAAAAAUUGGCAAAGUGAAAGAACUCUUGUCUCAGGAAAUCGGUGUACCUCCAGACAAACAGAGCUUACGAGGCUGGAGCACAAGGAAAACGAGGGUGGAAGAUGAUAAAAUUUUGAGGGAAUUGCAUCUGCCUAAGGAAAACACAUUAUUCCUAUUAACUCCAGAUGUUCCCAAUCCCACACUUGUCAGACCAACAGUUGAUCAGGAAAUGGAGAAUUUAACAGAAGCUCUGAACAGAACAUAUGCCUUGCACAUCAACUUCACAGAGAAUGGAGCAGUUCAGCAAUACAAGUUAAAUAUGCCGGGAAGUAAAACAAUUGGAGAGGUAAAAAGUGAUGUUUAUGCUCUUACAAACUUACCAGCUAGGCAUCAGAUAUGGAUUGGAUGGCCUGAUGCUGCAAAAAAUGAUGACUCUAUGACCAUUGGCUGUUGUGGUUUAAAUUAUCCUAUCCAUAACUUAGAGCUUACCAAGGCAAAUAUCACAGCCAGACCUAAAAGGAUGCCAAAUGAGGUGAUAGCAGAAAUAGAAAUCAGUGAUGAUGAUGACGAUAUGAAUUCUAUAGAAGAUGACAUGUUUGAUCAAGAGGAAAUGCCAAACCGGGGGAGACCUACACCUCUGAUGCCAGAAUCAGUGAAUGAUGAAGUAGAAGCAUUGGAGCACUUUACCAAAGAAUUUAGAGAGAGAUAUGGAGAAACACAUCCAGUAUUUUAUGUUGGUUCCUUAGAAAAUGCAAUAAAAGAGGCUCUAAAUGGUAGAGCAAAAGAUAGGAAGUUGUUGGCAGUGUAUCUUCAUCAUGAUGCGAGUAUUUUAUCCAAUGUGUUCUGUUCACAAAUCCUGUGUUCUGAUAGUGUGGUUAAUUACUUAAGCAGUAACUUCAUUACCUGGGCGUGGGAUAUGACACACGAGACAAAUUGUGCCAGACUCAUCACCAUGGCUACUAGACACUUUGGUAAUGUAGUAGCUGGACAAAUAAGGUGCCUGAAGCCAGAACAGUUACCAAUGUUAUUAGUCAUUUCUAGGGCCAGGGCGACGAAUGAAGUCAUAGAUAUGAUUCCAGGGUCAGUAACAUUAGAUGAACUUAUGACUAGAUUAAUUCAUGAUUCAGAAAGCUUCCAACAACAGCAAAGGAUAGAUAUCCAAGAUGAGGAAGAAAGAGAGGCGCGGGAUACAAUAAGGAGGGAGCAGGAGGAGGCAUUUAAAGAAUCACUUGCUGCAGACAGAAAGAAGGUUGAAGAGCAAAGAAUUCAGCAAGAGAUGGAGAUCAAGAAACAAGAAGAAGAGGAAAGGCAACGAAGAGAGGAGGAGGAGAGAAAAAUGGCAAUACAGCAGUCAGCAGCAUUGCAGAUCCCUGAAGAGCCUCCAGAGAAUUCCAAAGAACCUGUUGCACGAUUAAGAUUUCGAACGCCGACCGGUGAUGUGAAACUACGUCGAUUCAAGGCCACCGAACCUUUAAGAAAUGUUCUGUUUUACCUGACAUCUGAGGGCUUUCAUAUAAAUGAAUACAAAAUUCUUACCACUUUUCCUAGGAGAGAUAUUUCACAGCUGGAUGAAAUGGAGACUCUGCAAGACCUGAAACUGUAUCCACAAGAGACAUUAAUAUUAGAGGAGAAAUGAAUGGGUGUGAAUGGCAAUUCACCCUGCUUGUAACUGUGAUAUAUUUGCCUGUUUUUUUACUGCGUACACGUAUGUGGUCUUUAGCGAUGUCUCUCCUUGUAAUGUGUCACAUGUCCAUUGGGAGAAAGUAUAGUGCAUGAUAAAUUGAGUUUCUUGCAUUUUAACUUUGUUACCGUCAUGUGACUUUGUUAUGAGGAAUAUUAAUUUCAGGAGUGAUUAAGAUUAUUUUAAAAGCAUAUUCAAUUUAUGUAUGCUACUGUGAAAAAGUGUUAAUGUAUUGUUUUAAACCAAGUAUGCAUGUCAAAAUAUGAAGGAAAGCAUACCAUGCAAUGACCCUGCAAAACUAGAAAUCCUUAGACCAAUGGGAAUUAUUAGGAAAUAUAGUUUGUCUGACCUACCGGUUAGUAGAGAAGAAAGGUAUUUCAUUCAGGGGGCAAAAAAGAUAUAAUAAAAAAUGGGAAUAUAUUGAAAAUUAUGAAAGAACAGAGAUAUUAAAUAAGCACAUCACUUUUAUCAAGGUUUAAAAUGGAGUUAAAUACAUUAUAGCACAAGUGUUGUGUAUUCUAAAAUUUAGAUGUAAUUUCUGGGGGAAACUAUUGUAAUAAUUUUUUUUAGAGUUGGUGAAAGAGAAACGGGCAAGAUUUUAAUUCAGGUCGUGUACAUAACAUGAAUUUAUUGAAAUUUGAUAAUUGUAGAUGCAAUUUGUAAUUAAAAGGUAAAGUUUCAUGAGAGGUGUAAAAAAAAAUUUGUGGAUGUGUAUUUGCUGGCAUAAUUAUUUUGGAAGGGAUAUGGGUUUACUCUUAUUAUAUUUAUUUUUUUUAUUCCAAAAUAUGCAGCAUUGUAGAUAAAUUCAAUGGCUUAUUUUUUUUUCAAUCAACAGAAAUAUCACAGCUGUAAAAACAAAACAAAAAAGAUUAUAGUACAAUUAUUACGAUGUUAUGCAAAAAUCUUGACAGCUAAAUUAUUAGAUCUGAUUAGAUAUAAGAAUGUGCAGGGUCAUAUUAUUUAUAAUUUAUUCUCAUUUGAAGGCUAUCAAUUUUAAUUUCUUUACAACGUUUUUGAGUCAUUUGAUGACUUUAAAUUUCUAGAACAUGUACGAUGUAGGUAGUAUAAAUGCUGCAUGAUUGACCUCAUUUAGGAAAAUUCUUCAUCGUCUUGUUCGGGGAAGCAUGUUAGAUAUAUUGAACGCAGUCAUAUGUUCAUUGUACUCUGUAUUUUUGAAAUUUUUCAAGAUUACAUAUGAGUAGAAUAUUACGAUCUGUAAAUUUGUUUACCCUCUGCCAACUUCAAAAUAAAAGUAAAUCAAACGUAA